AUGUCGAUCGAAAACCUCAAGACUGUUGACCCCUUUGCCGAUGCAGAGGACACCGUACUCCCCCAAGACGUGACGUCCACCGCCCGCCGUGCGGACAACAUCCAUAUUCGCAUCCAGCAGCGCAACGGCCGCAAGACCCUGACCACCGUCCAGGGCAUCCCGCCGCGCUUCUCGCAAAAGAAGAUUCUCGCCGUCGUCAAGAAGAAGUUCGCCUGUAACGGCACCAUCAUCCACGACCACGACCUGGGCGACAUUCUACAGCUGCAGGGCGACCAGCGGAAGCACAUGCAGGCCUUUCUGACCGACAAGAAGAGCGGCCUCGAGCUGGACGCGCAGACUGUCAAGGUGCACGGUUUCUAA
This is a messenger RNA of Sporothrix brasiliensis 5110, 360 nucleotides long. Its product is annotated as translation initiation factor 1. Gene Ontology annotation, molecular function: translation initiation factor activity; RNA binding; ribosomal small subunit binding. Gene Ontology annotation, biological process: translational initiation. The record is from RefSeq and is a predicted model, not a curated record. Gene Ontology annotation, cellular component: eukaryotic 43S preinitiation complex. The transcript has a single exon. Lineage: Eukaryota; Fungi; Ascomycota; Sordariomycetes; Ophiostomatales; Ophiostomataceae. The coding region runs from base 1 to 360 and encodes 119 amino acids.